This is a messenger RNA of Drosophila miranda, 1765 nucleotides long. Its product is annotated as sarcosine dehydrogenase, mitochondrial-like. NCBI's taxonomy places the organism in Eukaryota, Metazoa, Arthropoda, Insecta, Diptera, Drosophilidae. Gene Ontology annotation, cellular component: cytoplasm; mitochondrion; mitochondrial matrix. The record is from RefSeq and is a predicted model, not a curated record. Gene Ontology annotation, molecular function: sarcosine dehydrogenase activity; protein binding.
AAUGUGGCGCCAUCGCAUCUUGCAUCAGACAUCAGCCCGGAAGGAUAUCUGUAUCAUCUUGCGCGGCGUGGAGUGAGGGCAGUGCUUCUGGAGCGUGCUCAACUCACAGCCGGUACCACCUGGCACACUGCGGGCCUGCUCUGGCGUCUGCGCCCCAACGAUGUCGAUAUCCAGCUGCUUGCCAACUCGCGUCAAAUGAUCCAGCAACUGGAGUCGGAAACAGGCCUCGAUCCUGGCCGGAUACAGAACGGAGGCCUCUUCAUCGCCCACAACGAGACGAGGCUGGACGAGUACCGGCGCCUGGCCACCGUGGGAUCUGCUCUGGGCAUUGAGACACAGAAGUUGUUCCCCCUCCUGGAUCCCUCUGCUUUCAUUGGCGCCCUCUACUCUCCCGGCGAUGGUGUCAUGGAUCCGGCCAUGCUGUGUGCGGCCUUGAAGAGAGCGGCCACCAAUCGGGGCGCAGAGGUGAUCGAGAAUUGCGGAGUCGAUGACAUUCUCCUGGAGCAGACAUCGCGCGGCAAAAAGGUAGUCGGCGUGGCAACACCCUAUGGCAACAUACGAACGGAGUGAGUGGUAAAUGCCACAGGAGUCUGGGGCCGGGAUCUGGUGGCCAAGCACGGCUCGCACCUACCGCUGGUGCCUAUGAAGCACGCCUACAUCGUUUCCGAAUCGAUACCAGGAGUGCCCAAUAUCCGAGACCACGACUACUCCACAUACUUCCGCAUCCAGGGCGAUGGAAUCUGCAUGGGUGGCUAUGAGCCUGUCUGCGGCCCUGAGUCAUUCACACGCGACCACAAGCCUUUAAUGGGACCCGAUCCUGUCCUGAACGGACUGUAUCACAACUGCGGCUUCAACUCGGCAGGCAUGAUGUUCGGCGGAGGCUGUGGGGAACAGCCCGCCCUGUGGAUCCUCAAUGGCCAACCGGAUCUGUCCAUGUUUGGUUUUGAUUUGCGUCGCUUCACACCCGAGCAGGGACGCGCCACCCAGUGGAUACGGGAGAAGUCGCACGAGAGCUACGUGAAGAACUACAGCAUGGUGUUCAAGUACGAUCAGCCGCUGGCCGGCCGUGAUUUCCAGAUGGAUCCGCUCCACGACCAGAUGAUUCUGGCCAACGCCGUCAUGGAGGAGAAGCAGGGCUGGGAGCGUCCCGGCUACUUCCUGCCCUCAGGAGCUGAGAGAGCUGCCGUUCAGCCAUACGACUGGUAUGGCAGCUACGGACAUUCCCGCAAUCGGGACAUCGUCUACGAGCAGGUCCUCGAAGGCGAUCUCCAGUACGGCCGGUUCUCAGAGCAUCACGAUCUGAUCAAGUCGGAAGCGUUGGCUUGCCGAAAUAACGCGGUGGUCUUCAACAUGAGCUAUUUCGCCAAACUGCUGCUCGGGGGACCGCAAGAGCAACAGGCGGCGGACUGGCUCUUCUCCGCCAACACGAAUCAGACCACCGAUCUUCGCCCGGACGACACCCCGCUAGAGGCUGGUCUGGGCUUCACCUGCCGCAAGAGCGGCAGCGAAUACCGUGGCAAGGCGGCCAUCGAGCGGCAACGUUCCGAAGGGGUCAAGAAGCGCUUGGUCUAUCUGACGCUGCAGGAGGAGGAUGUUCAAAGGGGCAAUCAAAGACUUACCAUGGCGACUGUGUAAUCGAUGGAAUUGAUCUCCUCGCCUUUGAUCACGACCAGACUAGUUUCACCGUUCUGUUGGUUCAGGAAGCGAACCACCUUCUCCUUUAGAUACUCCGCGGAGGCAUAGUCGAGCUUCUGCUUUACAUCCA